Paramecium sonneborni is the source of this 4077-nucleotide messenger RNA. Lineage: Eukaryota; Ciliophora; Oligohymenophorea; Peniculida; Parameciidae. The record is from the annotation of a GenBank genome assembly.
AUGUAAAUCUUAAAGUGUAAAUAUCUUACUCAUGAGAAUGAAUAAGUAAUUGGAUUUUGCUUGAAUGAGAGAUGCGAAAAAGCCACUGAAUAUUGUAAUGAAUGUUUUGAUAGAACUCAUUCAUAGCAUUUCAAUGAUUGUAUUGGAUUCCCUAGAAUUAUCUAAUUAAUAAAUGAAUUCAUUCAAGUUUGUAAUCUAUCAAAGAAACAAUUCGAAGAAUUCUCUAAGCAACUUCAGAAUUGUUUAGAAUAGAUUUUCUAAAAAAUCAAUUAGGAUAUCAAAAUGUUAGAAAAUAUGAGACAAUAGCUUUAGAACAAAGAUUACUUGAUUUUUAAAUAAUAAAUUCAUAUAAUCAAACAUUUUUACUAAAAGGAAAAAUAAAAUUACACAUGUAUCUUUUUUAAAAAAUAUAAAAGGUUAAUAAAUAAUAUAAUUGAAUAAUAUUUUUGAAACACUAAAAAUUAUCAUACCAUACUAAACUUAAGCGAACAUUAAUUCAGAUUAUUAAAAAGAUAUGAGAAUCGUAGAGAUAAAAAAGGUGGACAAUGAAAAAAAACAGAAGAAUAUUGAAGAAACUUAAAGAAUAUUAAAUGAAGGUAAUAAUAAUUGUAUUACAUAUAUAAGGUUAAGCAUUAAAUGAUUUAGAGAAAUACUAAGAAGCUAUAGAAUGUUACGAUAAAGCUAUUUAAAUUAAUUCUUAAAAUGAAACUGCCUGGAAUAACAAGGGUAAUUAAUUUAAUAGCUUUAUUAUUUAGGAUCAGCAUUAGAUAGUUUAAUGAAAUAUUAAGAGGCCAUAGAGUGUUACGAUAAGGCUAUUUCAAUUAAUCCAUAAUACUAUAUAGCCUGGAGCAACAAAGGUAUAUGUUUCAUAAGAAAUAUUAUUUAGGUUCCGCAUUAAGUGAAUAAUAGAAAUACUAAGAGGCUUUAGAGUGUUAUGAUAAGGCUAUUUCAAUAAAUACCUAAUAUUUUACUGCCUGGAAUAACAAGGGUAAUUAUUUUAUAAGCAUUAAUAUUUAGGUUUUGUAUUAAAAACUUUAAAAAAAUACAAGGAGGCUAUAGAAUGUUACAAUGAGGCUAUUUCUAUUAAUUCUUAAUGUGAUGCUGCUUGGUAUAACAAAGGUACUGAAUAUAUAAGCAUUUUAAUUUAGGCUUGGCAUUAGACAGUUUAAAGAAAUAUUAAGAGGCUAUCGAGUGCUACAAUACCGCGAUUUUAAUUAAUCCCAAAAAUGGUUAUGCCUGGUAUAACAAAGGUAAUUAAUAUAAAAACAUUUUUAUCUAGGUUUUGCAUUAGACAGUUUGAAGGAAUACUAAGAUGCUAUUGAAUGUUACAAUAAUGCUAUUUCAAUUGAUCCCAAACAUGAUUUUGCUUGGUAUAACAAGGGUAAUUAAAUUACUAACACCUUUCAAUUAGGUUCAGCAUUAGAUAGUUUAAGUAAAUACUAAGAAGCUAUAGAAUGUUACGAUAAAGCCAUUUCAAUUAAUCCCUAAAAUGGAACAGCCUGGUACAACAAGGGUAACUAACUUCUUCACAUUAUUAUGAAGGUUCUGCAUUAGACAGUUUAAGGAAAUACUAAGAAGCUAUCAUUUGUUACGAUAAAGCUAUUUCAAUUAAACCUGAAGAUUAUAUUUCAUGGAACAACAAAGGUUAUUUAUAAUUAAAUAUUACUAUUAAGGUUCAGCAUUAAAUGAUUUAUAAAAAUACUAAGAAGCUAUCGAGUGUUAUGAUAAGGCUAUAUCAAUUAAUCAAUAAUAUCAUACUGCCUUAAAUAACAAGGGUAAAUAAUUAAUUAUUAUUAUAAUUUAGGUAUUACAUUAAAGUGUUUAAAAAAAUACUAAGAGGCUAUUGAAUGUUACGAUAGAGCUAUUUCAAUAAAUCCUUAAAAUGAUACAGUCUGGUAUAACAAGGGUAUUUUAUUGUAAGCAUUGUUCUUUAGGUUUUGCAUUAAAAUGUUUAAGGAAAUACUAAGAGGCUAUUGAAUGUUAUGAUAAAGCUAUUAGAAUUAAUCCUUAAUAUAUAAGUGCCUGGAAUAACAAAGGUAAUAAAUUUCUAAGCAUCAUUAUUUAGGCUCAGCAUUAAAUGAUUUAUUGAAAUUUUCAGAAGCAAUCGAAUGCUUCAAUACUGCUAUUUCAAUUCAUCCCUAAUGUGAUACUGCCUGGAAUAAUAAGGGUUAUUAUUUAGUAAAGAUAUUUAGGUUUUGUUUUAAAUGAUUUAUAGAAGCAUCAAGAAGCUAUUGAGUGUUACGAUUAAGCUAUAUACUUUAAUUCCUAAAAUGAAACAGCUUGGUGCAAUAAAGGUACUUAAUUUUUAUGUAUUAUAUUUAGGUUUAGCCUUAAAGAGUUUAAAGAAAUACUAAGAAGCUAUAGUAUGUUACGAUAAAUCUAUUUUAAUUUAUCCCUCAAAUGAUGCUGCUUGGUAUAAAAAGGGUAAUAUUUUUUAAUCAUUCUUCUUUAGGUUUUGCAUUAGAUCGUUUAAAGAAUUAUUAAGAUGCUAUUAAAUGUUAUGAUCAAGCUCUUUUUAUUAAUCCUUAAAAUCAUACUGCCUGGAAUAGCAAGGGUAAUUAAUUUAUGAUCAACAUAAUUUAGGCUUAGCCUUAGACCGUUUAAAGAAAUACUAAGAGGCUAUUGAAUGUUAUGAUAAAGCUAUUUUAAUUAAUCCUUUAUAUCAUACUCCUUGGAAUAACAAAGGUAAUUAUAUUAGAUAAUUAUUUUUUAGGUUCAGCAUUAAUUACUUUAUAAAGAUACUAAGAAGCUAUCGAAUGUUACGAUAAAGCUAUUUAAAUUGAUCCCUAAAAUGAUACUUCCUGGUAUAACAAGGGUAAUUAAUUUAUAAGCAUUAUUUUGAAGGUUCAGCAUUAGACAGUUUAAAAAAAUACAAAGAAGCUAUUGAAUGUUAUGAUAAAGCUAUUGUAAUCAAUCCCUAAUAUCAUACUGUCUGGAAUAGCAAGGGUAAUUAAUUUUUAAGAAAGGUUAUUUAGGUUCAGCAUUAAAUGAUUUAUAGAAAUUUUAAGAGGCUAUAGAAUGUUACGAUAAAGCUAUUUAAAUUAACCCCUAAUAUCACACUGCGUGGAAUAACAAGGGUAAUUUCUUUAUAAUCCUUUUAUUUAGGUUCAGCCUUAAAUGAUUUAUAGAAAUAUAAAGAAGCUAUUGAGUGUUACGAAAAAGCUAUUUAAAUAAAUCCUUAAAAUGAAAAUGCUUGGUAUAACAAGGGUAUUUAGUUUAUAAGCUUUAUUAUUUAGGUUUUGCAUUAGACCGUUUAAAAAAAUUCUAAGAAGCUAUCGAAUGUUACGACAAAACAAUUAAAAUUAAUCCUUAAAAUGAUGCUGCCUGGUGUAACAAAGGUAAUUAAUUUAUAAGCAUUAUUAUCUAGGAUUAGCAUUAGACAGUUUAAACAAUUUCUAAGCUGCUAUAGAGUGUUAUGAUAAAGCUAUUUAAUUUGACCCUUAAAAUGAUACUGUCUGGUAUUAUAAGGGUAAUUAAUUUAUCUGAAUCUUUAUUUAGGCUUUGCAUUAAAGAGUUUAAAGAAAUACCAAUAGGCUAUUUAAUGUUACGAUUAAGCAAUUUUAAUUAAUCCGUAAAAUGAAAAUGCUUGGUUAAAGAAGGGUAUUUAAUUUAUAAACAUCUUUUUAAGGUAAAGCUCUAGACAGUUUAAAGAAAUACUAAUAGGCUAUUGAGUGUUAUGAUAAAGCCAUUCAAAUUAAUCCUUUAUAUGAUACUGCCUGGUGUAAUAAAGGUAAAUUAUCGAAAAAUUUAGGCUUCGCACUACAUUAAUUAAAGAAUUUUAAAGAUGCUAUAUUAUGUUAUGAUUAAGCUCUUUCAAUUAGCAUCAAUCCAUUUAAAUUAAAGAGAAAAGGUGAUUUAAUCUUAACUAAAAUUUAGCUGAUUCACUAUUUGAAUUAGGGAAUAAAAAUGAAGCUAAAUAAUGUUAUCUUUCUGCAUUGGAAAAAGGAUCAAAUGACAAAGAUUAUAUCUAAAAGCGCCUAACACAAUUAUGAAGCAUCUUCAAAAAUUAUCAAAUUAUUUAUUUUAUUCUAAUUAUUCUUUUAUUUGAUAUCAUAUUUAUCAUUAGAAAAUGUUUGA